Molecule: messenger RNA, 1340 nt
Organism: Perognathus longimembris pacificus (Pacific pocket mouse)
Lineage: Eukaryota; Metazoa; Chordata; Mammalia; Rodentia; Heteromyidae
Gene: Rap2c
Product: RAP2C, member of RAS oncogene family
Exons: 3
Coding region: 749-1300 (183 amino acids)
Biological process (GO): Rap protein signal transduction; negative regulation of cell migration
Cellular component (GO): plasma membrane
Molecular function (GO): GDP binding; GTP binding; GTPase activity
Source: RefSeq, a predicted model, not a curated record
CCCCCCCUCCCCCCGCGCCCCUUUCCUCUGGGCCAACAAUCGGACUGGGGGCAGCCCUAAAAGACACAGGAGGCAGCGGGUGGCCAUGGCCUUGGCGUGACUGAGCCUCCUGGGCGGCCGGGCGGGUGCAGACAGCAGGGCUGAUCGACCCCCCGCAGGAGCCGGGGAUCACACCGACCCACCCGGGAGACAGUGACUGCUGCUGAGCCUGCAGGCCUGGGCUGGCUGGGCGGCGCUCUAGCUCGCUUGCACGAAGCGGGGUCCCUGGGCCCCUUUGUGUGAAAGGGCGGGGGACGGUGCCUGAUAGCCUGUGGCCUGGGGAUCAGCGGACCCUGGGGCCCCGGGCGCUGAGUCCCACCCUCCUCCUGGACCCUCCCUCCCCCCUCCUGUCCCUCCUGGGGGCACGCUGCGUGUCUGGUGUCCCCACCCCUCCCUCGAUCGCCUUCUGGGCUCCCCCUCCUCCCCACGCCCCCUUGCCUGGGCUUCGGUUCCUAUAGGAAGGGCAUUACCAUCCCAUCCCCACCCACCCGACACUUGGCUCUCUCCCCUCCCCCUCCCGCAACUUCCUCUUCUUCUCCGCUGCUCGGGGCUGGCUCGCUGCUCGCGGCUCGCUGGCUGGGCCCUCGCCACUCUGCACUCCUCCCCAGUUCGCAGCUUUCCGCCCACCUUCCGCCUCGCCUCGCCGCAGCGCCGCUAGCGGGGUGCUCGUUUUCCCCCCAUCUGCUAGCCGUGGGUGAAGGUGAGACUCAUGAGGGAGUACAAGGUAGUGGUGUUAGGGAGCGGAGGGGUUGGCAAAUCUGCCCUUACGGUGCAGUUUGUCACUGGGACUUUCAUUGAGAAAUAUGACCCGACCAUUGAAGAUUUCUACCGCAAAGAGAUCGAAGUGGACUCUUCCCCGUCCGUGUUGGAAAUUCUGGACACGGCAGGAACGGAGCAGUUUGCCUCCAUGAGAGAUCUCUACAUCAAAAACGGCCAAGGCUUCAUCCUGGUUUAUAGUCUGGUGAAUCAACAGUCUUUUCAGGAUAUCAAGCCAAUGAGAGAUCAGAUUGUCAGAGUGAAGAGAUAUGAAAAAGUCCCACUGAUCCUAGUAGGAAACAAAGUAGAUCUGGAACCGGAGAGAGAGGUGAUGUCUUCAGAAGGCAGAGCUCUGGCUCAAGAAUGGGGCUGUCCUUUCAUGGAAACAUCGGCAAAAAGUAAAUCAAUGGUGGAUGAACUUUUUGCUGAGAUCGUCAGACAAAUGAACUAUUCCUCCCUGCCCGAGAAGCAAGAUCAGUGUUGUACAACUUGUGUUGUCCAGUAAAACAAAAAAAGAUAACCUCAAUCAUGGCCAUACCGAGCAG